Molecule: messenger RNA, 1128 nt
Organism: Cladocopium goreaui
Lineage: Eukaryota; Dinophyceae; Suessiales; Symbiodiniaceae
Source: the annotation of a GenBank genome assembly
AUGUGGAAUUCCAGCACUUUGGGGCAUUACCUGGACUUUCUCAAAGAGGAAUUGAAACGAAAACGUGUUGCACUUGGCGUAUCAAUGGACGUAAAGGGGCUGGUGAUCUGUGAUGCUGCAGCAGUGCACUCUUGCUCGCUGUUCGACAAGAUCCGUGCUCGAUUUGAAGUCGAAGCCAACUGCAUCAUGCUACAUGGCGGCUCCUGGCACCACGUAGUGGUGCCAGGAGGUUGGGGAGCUACUGGAGCUCCCAACGACGCAUGGCACCAGUGGUUCCACUACAUGAGACGUGGAUAUAUGCGCUGUGCAGUAGGCAUGUCAGCAUCCUCAGCACUUCGGACUGCGAUGCAAAACUUAGAUCUUGCAGUGGAUGGCAACACACGAAUUUCGUUGAGCAUCGAAGCAAGCUUGAGAUCCGAUGCAUGGGCUCUUCGAAAGGUGGCUGAGUAUUCUGAAGGCAAAAUCCUUCUCUGGUCUUGGGUUUCCCGUGGUCUCGUGGACACAGAGUUUGUAGCCAAUCUCUACUACGAUGGAGAUAUACAGAAAACCAAUGAGGCUCUCAGCGGUGUGAAAGGUAAGCUAGCUGAGCUAUGCGCCCUGGAUGAGCUCCCACUUGUUGAUGGAGCUCCUGACCCUGAAAAGGAUUCUCAGCCUACUGUGAUGGAAGGUGAAGUCUGUUCCUUUUGGUGCAUCAGCGAUCCAGAAUCAGAGUCUGAGUCUGAGCCGCUUCCACUACCGAUGUGGAUGCGACCAUCGAUUGACAAGGCGGUUCUGCAGUGGAGAGACACUGCCUCCAAGUGGCAGCAGAAACUCAACAAACGCAAGAUUGAGGGCAAAGACUGCCUACCACCAAAAGCACAGCAAAAGUAUGAUCAGUUCUUCGCAACAACAACCAGAUGCAUCGUUUUUGACAAAAUCAAACAAGCUGAAGUUGUCAACGUUGCUGCCAAGUCCGUUGCAAAACUGAAGAGAACAUGCCUGCUACUGUGCAUUCACAUGAGUGAAGAUGCUUCGAAAUUGAAAGUAACUACCGGGUGCGGGAAGCUUUGGCUGUUGAAGUUGCUGCAGCAUAGCUCGCCCGUGGCUGACGUUGUUCCGGAGGUGAUCGAUCACUUUGAAGGAUUGUGA